Impatiens glandulifera is the source of this 3238-nucleotide messenger RNA. Its product is annotated as phosphatidate phosphatase PAH2-like. Gene Ontology annotation, molecular function: phosphatidate phosphatase activity. The record is from RefSeq and is a predicted model, not a curated record. NCBI's taxonomy places the organism in Eukaryota, Viridiplantae, Streptophyta, Magnoliopsida, Ericales, Balsaminaceae. The transcript is spliced from 12 exons. The coding region runs from base 496 to 2928 and encodes 810 amino acids.
GUCUGCCCAAUGUCAUACUGUUCUAUUCAACAUCAUCUCUCUCCCUUUCUUCUUCUUCUUCUUCUUCUACAAUCCGUCUUCAUCGCCUCAGUUUCUUUCUCUGUUCUCUGUUAAUGGUUCGGUGGAGAUAAUUGUUGCAGGUUUUCCGUCUGGAUCACAAUUACACGUCUCCUGUUCCAGAAGAACGAAUCACUAGGGGCAUUUGAAGCAUCAAUGACGGUUUGGUGAUGUCCGUUGGUUUACUCUUAUCCAAAUUGAUGAAUUUCUCCUUUGAAAUCUUCGAUCUGAGUAUAUGGGUUUUGGGUCCUAUUGUAAAUAGACCGAACGAACGAACGCACGUCCACCCUCUUGCGUAGCUUCUACAAUUUUUUUAGGGAUUCCUCUCUUUUCUCUUCAUCUUCUGUUUGGGAAUUGCAAAUAUUGAUCUGGGUUUUUCGCUGAUUGAUUGAUUCAUGGAUCUGUAGUUUGAUUGAUUGAUAUUUCUUAGGAGAAAGGAUGUAUGCUGUGGGGAGGAUCGGCAGCUAUAUAUCCCGUGGAGUUUAUACAGUUUCCGGCCCUUUUCAUCCGUUUGGUGGUGCUGUAGAUAUAAUCGUUAUUCAACAGAAAGAUGGGAGCUUUAAAUCAUCACCAUGGUAUGUUCGGUUUGGGAAAUUUCAAGGCGUUUUGAAGGCGAGAGAGAAGGUUGUCAAAAUUAAUGUAAAUGGUGUUGAUAAAGAUUUCCAUAUGCAUUUGGAUCAUAAAGGAGAAGCUUACUUCAUGCGAGAGGUUGAAUCAGAUGAGUUAGAUUCUGUAUCGUUUAUUUCCUCUUCUGGAGAUGAUACUGAUUGUCAGUCUCCAGAUAUCAGGAGACCUAUGAAGUCAAAAAGUUGUAACUUCGAUGCUGUUACUCAGGUUGAUGUUAGCAAUGGAAAGAUUUUGUCUAGAACGAAUUCUCGUCGCUCUCGAAUUCUUGGUUUUGUUUUGGGAAGAAGGUCUAUGAAAGGGGAAAGACCUCCACGUCCACUUGAUGACGAUGAUCGUUCUUCAGGGGUUGUAAGAACUGAGUCAUGGGAUCGAGCUGAGAUUGCAGCUGAUCUCUUAGAGGUCAGAUGGUCUACUAAUAUCGGUCCUCCUAAACAUAGGAAAGACGAUCCUUCUAGAUUAUCUGCUUCUGAUGAGUCGGCUUUGGAGAAAGAUAAUGAUGAGAAGAUGAGCGACGUCUCUCCUUUCGCCUUUAAAAAGAUGUCAACUUCCGAUGAGCAAUCUGGUAUAGAGAUGCGUUCUUUAAGUUCUGAAUCUGUCAAUGAAAUUGAUCAAAACCCGAUAAUUUCUUGCAGUUAUGAAGAAAUGAAUAUCCAUAAAAGAGAUGAUGAAUCCGCCCCUAGCAUUGUGGCCGAAACCUAUACUCAGGUUGUGACUGUUGAUCCAUUAGAUGGUUCUGUAAAAGAAAUUGAAGCGCACAGAAUAUGUGCCAUAUCCGAUGAUCUCAAUAAUUCAAGUAGUGUUUCAGACGAUUCAGAAGAUUCAGAGGAAGAGCAACCACAAUUAGUUUUUGGUGAUGUUGAUGAUUUAACCGACUGUGAGGUGAAGAAGAACACAGAGUCGUCAGUUUCAACUACAUCCUGCGCAGAUUAUGACGAAAGCAAUUGUGAUAAUAAUACAAUGGUUGGUUGCAGUAGAAUUGACUUUCCUGGAAGUGGCAAACUUGCAGUUGGUGAAAGGAGGAUAGCCGAAUCUUUGCCUAAUAUUCAGUAUAUUCAACAGAAAAAACAUGUUUUAGGCUGUUCUCUUGAUUCAAAUGCUGGACCCCAAAUCUGGAAAGAACUCAAGGAAGAUGUUAUGGAUAAUGUUGAAGCUGAUAACAUCAAACAGCUUCAUGUUGGGUUAGCUGCGAAUGCAGAAUUUCCAGAUGAGAAUCAGAAUGUGCAAUUUAACCCUAAAGUUGGUGAUGGUAAUGGCAAUUCAACGAAACCUAUUGAUUCAACGGGUGGAAACUGGAGAGGUUGGCCUUUUCCAUUCAGAAGAGUAAAUAAUGGGAAGACUUCCGAGUCAGUUCAGAGUCUUUCUGAAGUUUCUAAUGGUGAGGAAUCAGUGGAAAGCUCGAGUAAUGUGGAUGGGGGUAAAGAUUCAUCCAAGUUAUUGAAGGAAAAGAUGAAGAAGAAUAAUAAGAAGAAGAAUAAGAAGCAGAAGAAAAUGAAGGAACUCACUCCUACUUCUGAACAGUUAGUGUCUUUGAAUCUAAAAGAAGGUUCAAAUACUGUAACCUUCACAUUCUCAACUUCUAUGUUGGGACCACAGCAGGUCCAGGCCAGAAUUUAUUUGUGGAAAUGGGACACUCGAAUAGUAAUAUCAGAUGUUGAUGGAACUAUCACCAAAUCUGAUGUUUUGGGACAAUUCAUGCCUUUGGUUGGAAUAGAUUGGUCGCAGACUGGCGUUACUCAUCUGUUUUCAGCUAUUAAGGAAAAUGGAUAUCAACUGCUUUUUCUUAGUGCGCGUGCAAUCUCUCAGGCACAUAUCACCAAACAAUUCUUGCUUAAUCUCAAACAGGAUGGGAAGGCUUUACCUGAAGGCCCUGUUAUUAUUUCACCAGAUGGACUUUUCCCUUCUCUAUUUCGAGAAGUUAUUAGAAGAGCUCCUCAUGAGUUCAAAAUUGCUUGCUUAGAGGAUAUCAAGGCAUUGUUUCCACCUGACCAUAACCCAUUCUACGCUGGAUUUGGCAAUAGAGAUACAGAUGAAAUUAGUUACUUAAAGGUUGGAAUACCGAUAGGAAAGAUCUUCAUCAUUAAUCCCAAGGGUGAAGUAGUUGUUAACAGGCAAGUUGACACAAAAUCAUACACCUCCAUUCAUGUACUUGUUCAUGACAUGUUUCCGCCACCAUCAUCUUUACCAGAACAGGAGGAUUUCAAUUCAUGGAAUUUUUGGAAACUUCCUCCUCCUGUCAUUCGUUAAGAAUGGCAGUUGGAGAAACUCGAUUUCGUGUCUUAUUUCGCUUCUCAUUCAGGUUUAAUUUUUUCAGAAUUCCGAAUAUUUUAGUGGAACAAUCAGCUUGAUCUAUAUCUUAUAGAUUCAACUUGAAGAAGAUUUAUCCAACAAUUACAAAAUCAGGUAGAAACCUAUUCUUAACAGGUUCUCAAAUUUUGUAUGAAAAAAAACAUCCAUAAUGCCUUUGAGCAAAUGUAUUAGUAGAAUGUUCUUUAUCUUCGAAAUACUGUACAUAUUUAUUAUUUCUUUUAUUAUCAUUAAAGCGAGUGUUAUUUUU